Esox lucius (northern pike) is the source of this 7847-nucleotide messenger RNA. RefSeq names its product regulatory associated protein of MTOR, complex 1 (gene rptor). Gene Ontology annotation, molecular function: protein binding; protein-macromolecule adaptor activity. Gene Ontology annotation, cellular component: cytoplasm; TORC1 complex. Gene Ontology annotation, biological process: TORC1 signaling; cellular response to starvation; positive regulation of cell growth. The record is from RefSeq and is a predicted model, not a curated record. Lineage: Eukaryota; Metazoa; Chordata; Actinopteri; Esociformes; Esocidae.
CAGUGCAUUGUGGGUCUACCCCAAGAUGGCGGCGCCCUUGUUGAAGUGCUGAAAAAGUAUCUCCCUGGAUACAUUUUGGGAUUUUUUAAAUACAUUUCACGGCUACUAGUUUACACGAUUAGCCACGGCGACAACGCGGUUGUGUCAGAAGACCCUACAACUAGCGUCAUUGACACCACGAGCCUGACAGCGCGUGGAGUGGUUGUGGCAAAGUGUCCGUGUGAAGAUGGGCCUCGUCUCGAGCCCCUUCCCAUAGCGAAGAGCCGCGGUGGGGAGAGCAACCGCAGAUUUCCUUGCAAACAUAUACCGGUUGAAAUUGGACCUGUCGGGUUUGACAUUGUUUACAAAUUGUGGACGUUACCGUACAAUUUUCUUACAAGAAUUGUCUGUGCGACAGCGUCUAUCAUAGUCAGGAGACGGAGAGGUUUCCAAGCUCGUAUCGAAGAGGAUUCUAGUGACGCGCCAAGGGCCCUCAUGAAAAUGGACUUGGAGCUGCUGCACUCGCCAGCCGUGGGCCCGGCUGAGGAGGAGGAAGCGGACAUGAGCGACUGGAACCUCCCUCUGGCCUUCAUGAAGAAACGCCACUCUGAGAAGAUCGAGGGCUCCAAGGCUCUGGCCCAGAGCUGGAGGAUGAAGGACAGGAUGAAGACGGUGAGUGUGGCCCUGGUGUUGUGCCUGAACGUCGGGGUGGACCCUCCUGACGUGGUCAAGACGUCCCCCUGUGCCAGACUGGAGUGUUGGAUAGAUCCUCUGUCCAUGAGUCCUCAGAAAGCCCUGGAGACCAUCGGGGCCAACCUUCAGAAGCAGUAUGAGAACUGGCAGCCCCGGGCCCGUUACAAGCAGAGUUUGGACCCCACGGUGGACGAAGUGAAAAAGCUGUGCACUUCCCUGAGACGGAACGCCAAGGAGGAGCGCGUGCUCUUCCAUUACAACGGCCACGGCGUCCCCCGGCCCACGGUCAACGGAGAGAUCUGGGUGUUCAACAAGAACUACACCCAGUACAUCCCCCUGUCCGUCUACGACCUCCAGACCUGGAUGGGAAGCCCCUCCAUCUUCGUCUACGACUGUUCCAACGCGGGCAUCAUCGUCAAGUCCUUCAAACAGUUCGCUCUGCAGAGGGAGCAGGAGUUGGAGGUGGCAGCCAUUAACCCAAACCACCCAUUGGCCCAGAUGCCCCUGCCCCCAUCCAUGAAGAACUGCAUCCAGUUGGCUGCCUGCGAGGCCUUAGAGCUGCUGCCCAUGAACCCAGACCUCCCAGCUGACCUCUUCACCUCCUGCCUCACCACGCCCAUCAAGAUCGCCCUGCGCUGGUUCUGUAUGCAGAAAAGUGCCAAGCUGGUGCCCGGGGUGACAUUGGACCUCAUUGAGAAGAUACCUGGGAGGUUGAAUGAUCGACGCACCCCUCUAGGCGAACUCAACUGGAUCUUCACAGCCAUCACUGACACCAUCGCCUGGAACGUGCUGCCUCGAGAUUUAUUCCAGAAGCUCUUUCGCCAGGACUUGUUGGUUGCCAGUUUGUUCCGGAAUUUCCUGCUGGCUGAAAGGAUAAUGAGGUCAUACAACUGCACGCCUGUUAGCAGUCCGCGCCUGCCUCCUACAUAUAUGCACGCCAUGUGGCAGGCGUGGGACCUGGCUGUGGACAUCUGCCUCUCUCAGCUGCCCACCAUCAUCGAGGAGGGUACUGCCUUUAGGCACAGUCCGUUCUUUGCGGAGCAGCUCACCGCCUUCCAGGUGUGGUUAACCAUGGGAGUGGAGAACAGGAACCCACCUGAACAGCUGCCCAUCGUACUGCAGGUCCUCUUAAGUCAGGUCCACAGACUGCGAGCGCUGGACCUGCUGGGACGUUUCCUUGACCUGGGACCCUGGGCUGUCAGUCUGGCCCUGUCAGUAGGGAUCUUCCCCUACGUGUUGAAGCUGCUACAGAGCUCUGCCCGGGAGCUCAGACCCCUACUGGUCUUCAUCUGGGCCAAGAUCCUGGCCGUGGACAGCUCCUGUCAGGCUGACCUGGUGAAGGACAACGGACACAAAUACUUCCUGUCUGUCCUUGCCGACCCCUACAUGCCUGCUGAGCAUCGUACCAUGGCUGUGUUCAUCCUAGCUGUGAUCGUCCACAGCUACACCACGGGACAGGAGGCCUGUCUGCAGGGCAACCUGAUCUCCAUCUGUCUGGAGCAGCUCUCAGACCCACAUCCCCUACUGAGACAGUGGGUGGCCAUCUGCCUGGGACGCAUCUGGCAGAACUUUGACUCGGCCCGCUGGUGUGGUGUGAGGGACAGCGCGCACGAGAAGCUCUACAGCCUGCUGUCUGACCCCAUAGCUGAGGUACGCUGUGCGGCGGUUUUUGCCCUGGGAACAUUUGUGGGGAAUUCAGCUGAGCGGACGGACCACUCCACCACCAUUGACCACAACGUGGCCAUGAUGCUGGCCCUGCUCAUCAACGAUGGCAGCCCUGUGGUCCGCAAGGAGUUGGUGGUUGCUCUGAGUCACCUGGUGGUUCAGUAUGAGAGUAACUUCUGCACCGUGGCCCUGCAGUUCAUGGAGGAGGAGAAGAACUACGCCUUGCCUUCACCUGCCAACACCUUGGAGCCUGGUAACCUGACUCCGGUGAGGGACAGCCCGGCAAUCCCCCGGCUGCGCUCGGUCAACUCCUACACUAACAUCAGAGCUGCCACCACUGUCCGCAACCUCAACAAGAGCCUGCAGAACCUCAACCUCAACGAAGAGGGCGGCCCGCUGGCCUUCUCCCCCGGCAACCUGAGCACCAGCAGCAGCGCCAGCAGCACCCUGGGCAGCCCGGACAACGACGAGUACCUCCUCUCCUUCGAGACCGUCGACAAGAUGAGACGGGUCUCCUCCUACUCCUCCCUCAACUCCCUCAUAGGAGUGUCAUUCAACAGCGUUUACACACAGAUCUGGAGGGUCCUUCUCCACCUGGCGGCUGACCCGUUCCCAGAAGUCUCUGACCUGGCUAUGAAGGUCCUCAACAGCAUUGCAUACAAGGCCACGAUGAAUGCUCGGCCCCAGAGGAUCCUGGACUCGGGAUCCCUCACCCAGUCAGCGCCCGCCAGCCCCACCAGCAAGGGCACGCACAUCCACCAGGCAGGCGGUUCUCCCCCCAUGCCCAGCGCCAGCAGCUCCAGUCUGACCAACGAGGUGCCCAAGCCCCCAGUCCGUGGGGGAGAGCAGCCGCCAGCGCGCCCCCCCCUACACCCCCACGCUGGGCGCCAGGCGCCCCACUCCCACCAGUUCCCCCGGACGAGAAAGAUGUUCGACAAGGGCCCCUCUGGCUCAGAACAGGCGGGUGAUGAUGCUGACGACCCAGGAGGUCACAAGGCCUACAUGAAUGCCAACCUGUCAACGGGGCUCUGUGACUGGAGCGCUAAAUACUUUGCACAGCCUGUUAUGAAGAUUCCAGAGGAGCAUGAUGUGGAGAGUCAGGUGAGGAAGGAGAGGGAGUGGAGGUUCCUGAGGAACACCCGGGUACGAAGGCAGAGCCAACUCAUCACACAAAGAGGCGUGACUCGUCUAGACGACCAGAUCUUCAUCAACCGCAACCCUGGAGUUCCCUCCGUGGUCAAGUUCCACCCCUUCAACCCCUGCAUCGCAGUGGCUGACAAAGACAGCAUCUGUUUCUGGGACUGGGAGAAGGGCGAGAGGUUGGACUACUUCUACAACGGCAACCCUCGAUACACCCGCGUCACGGCAAUGGAGUACCUCAACGGACAUGACUGCUCCUUACUGCUUACCGCCACAGAUGACGGGGCGUUGCGUAUCUGGAAGAACUUUGCAGACCAGCGGAACCCAGAGAUGGUGACGGCAUGGCAGGGUCUGUCAGACAUGCUCCCCACCACCCGAGGGGCUGGCAUGGUGGUGGACUGGGAGCAGGAGACGGGGCUGCUAAUGGCCUCUGGAGACGUGAGGGUCAUCAGGAUCUGGGACACCGAGAGGGAGAUGAAGGUCCAGGACAUCCCGACUGGGGCAGACAGCUGUGUGACCAGCCUGUCAUGUGACUCCCAGCGUUCUCUUAUCGCGGCGGGGCUGGGCGACGGCUCGGUCCGCAUAUAUGACAGGAGGAUGGGUCCCAAUGAGUGCCGUGUGAUGACGUACCGGGAACACACGUCUUGGGUGGUCAAGGCCCACCUGCAGAAGCAGACCGACGGCAACAUCAUCAGUGUCAGUGUCGAUGGAGAUGUGCGUUUCUUCGAACUUCGGUCACCAGAUUCUGUGAACGUGUUGCAGACGGUGAAGGGGUUAACCGCUCUGGACAUCCAUCCACAGGCCAACCUGUUCGCCUGUGGGUCGAUGAACCAGUUCAUAGCGGUGUACAACGCGAACGGUGAUGUUAUCAGCAACAUCAAGUACUACGAUGGUUUUAUGGGCCAGAGGAUCGGGGCUAUCAGCUGUUUGGCCUUCCAUCCUUACUGGCCCCAUCUGGCGGUGGGCAGCAACGACUACUACAUGUCCAUCUAUUCAGCAGAGAAGAGGCUCAGAUAACACCUUAGCAUCCACCCCUGACCACUUUAAAUGUUGGGCUCUCAUCUCUCCCUGGAGCCAGGAUGUAAAUUACUUCUAAUGUACAUAUGCAAUUAAUACUAUCCCCUGAAUGUUCUAUAGUGAUGGCUGCUGAAAAACAAACUUGUGUUAUGAUAAUGACUUAUAAUAUUAUUAUUAUUCUUUAUGGGUUAUUCAUAUUCUUAUUAUUAUGAAGCUGUUGAUUGUAGACUUGGCUGUGCUGAGGAGCGUGUAUAUUUAAUUGCAUAUAUACAGAGAUGAAUUAUAGGUCUAUUUUAACGGUACUGGCCUUGGCUGGGGGCGACAGGCGUUUUCAGUACCUGAAUGAACUCUAAAUGACCUUUAUAUGACCUUUCUGUGACCUCUAUGCAUUGGUCAGUGGGUCUCCAGAGGAGAGUUGGCGAUACAUUUCCCUCUCUCACACGCACACACACACGCACGCACGCACUGGGGAUGCCAGGUGCACGCUCGACCUUAAGGCGUGGUCAUGUGGACGCCACACUAUUGAAAGGCCCACUCACCGUGUCCCCACUGUAGCUACUGGACUUUGCCCUGCUGCUCCAUCACAGGACGGCACAUCUGGUGCGUGAGAGUGUCUGCUAAUGUGACGUGUCCUGAGUGGAUCCACAGACUUGGACGUGUUCUACUGUAGUACUAACCAGAACGUCAGGCCCCUUUAUCUCCGCUUACCAAGCCCACCGCCCUCGGCCGGUUACCUACAGUGUCCCGCCCUCGGAUCUGACGCCCAGAGACUGACCCCGUGUCCUUAGCGCAGGGGCUAGCUAUUGUUCUGCUCUCAACCCGUUGUAAUCCCAAAUCUGCCCCUACUUGCAAAGCAAUAAUGAGGUAGCUAGGAACUGUCACCACGGCCUCAGACUGGACCGGGUGGCCCCGGCCCUGGGACACGCAGACAACACAUUUGGGGUCCUGAACUACGAGCUCCGGAGGCGUAGCCGCGGCCCGCUAGGUCCAUGUCAGUCUCCGGUUUCUAUGGAGACAACCCCAGCCUGAAGGCCUCUGAUUGAUUCUCGCCCCGCCCCCAUUGACAGCAGUGCCAGGUUGUCCUGUGGGGACGGCGUUCUGCUGCUACUUUGCUGCGUCCCAAGCACACAGGUAUCGGAGGACUGUCGGUGGAAUGUCCAGCUAGAACAGCCACAUGCCAACCCCACGCGGCCCGACGCCUGACCCUCACCCGCUUCUGUUUUUGGAGAUAUCUGCUGCCAUUUGCUUUUUUGUUUGAUUUUUCUUAACGUUGAUUUUAUUUGCCAGCCGUGUUUGCAUUGAUAUGAAAGGGAGUUUUAGAAGGUUGAGUCAAAAAACAAGUGACUCCAGUUGGUGUACACCCCACUGGUAAAUAACAUGAGCAAUGAGGCCAAAGAUCCAGUGCUAUAUCAUGAAUACAGAUUGUCCUGAAGCAAUACCGGAUCAUGACUACAUUCACUGCCUUGCGCGUCUUAUUGCUUUUAUAAAUCAUGACUGUUCUAUUUUAAUUAAAACAUUAUUUUGAUAAUUGAAUGCAUUCAAUUUGUAUUCAUCAACUAGAAGACAUAUUCCUAGGGAAAAUCUGGUUGUUAGUCUUUUUGUCAUGUGGCUACUUUUGCUUUUUGCGUAGUUGGUAUGUAAAACGACUGGGUGUAUGUUCUAUAUAUAGGGGUUGCCAUGUGGAUUAGGUUUUCGAUUAACAUUUCCUUGGCUGUAUCUACUAGAGGUAAUCAUUGGAUCCCAAAAUGUUUAUCUAAGAUGACCUGUAUCCGUAAAAAGUCUAACCAUUACCCAAAAUAUAUGUACGUUUUUGUAAAAACAACUCCCAGUCCGUGUGGGAUCCGAAUUCAGAUAUAUCCGAUCCCAAAAAUGUCAGAUGAGGGAUAAUCAGUUUGUGUUGGAUAUGUUUCAGAACCAAAUGUUUCCCAAAAACACAAUGUCUGCUUUAUUCCCUCGCUAACCUACCAAAUUUCUAUAACUUCGGGUGUCUAUGCAUCCUCUGAAAUUUGCCAUGUCUUCUGCUAAAUUGUGCAUUUUCAUUUAUUUUUUAAAGAUGCAGUCUGGGACUUUUGCUAUUAACAAAAUCUUUUUUUAAACCCUCUACUUUGGGCUGGAUGUGUAAUAUGUUGUGUGUAUUUGCAUAGCCCGUAUGUAGAAUCACCAUCAAAUCUCAGUCGGCCGUGAUUUUCCAUGUUUAAGUGUUUUUGAAGAUAUGGGGCAGAAAUCGCCAUCCAUGUCAUAGAACACUCUUUUAAGGGGCUUUUUUGGCUCAACAGCACCACUUUUACAACCAGUGGUCAAAAAUCACACACUGCAACUAAAAAUAGGCUAUUGCUUGAGCAAGCAUUACCUGGCUUGUGCACAAAUGUAUGUCUAUAAAACAGCAUGUGGAAUGUCUGACUGCAUAUGCUCAAAUAAUUAACUGCCCUACAGAGCUGCAGAGCUUCUUAAGGUAAUAAAAAAAAAAAAUGUCAUCCAUGUUUUAUAUCCACUGCAAUUGUAGUUAUACAUCUUUUAAAUUACUUUACAGCAGUUCUAUAUUAACCUAACCAUCUCAACUCGUAAUGAAAAACCUUAUUGGAAUGGUUAUGAAAUAUGGUAUCUGAACACUUCUCUCUUGGCCAGAGCUUAUUGUCAUGGAAAAUAGCCCAUUAAAACAUUGUUAAAUGUUCACUAUAUCGAGCUCAAACCCAACAAAGAAAGUUGUAUUGGAGAGGUGAGUGCCAAAAUCACCUGUUGCAAACCAACUGUACCCGUCAAAAGUUUGGUCACGCAUUAAUUUAAAGGUGUUUCAUUAUUUUUAUUAUUUUACACAUUGUAGUGUAUUAAUGAAGACAUCAAAACUUUGAAAUAACACAUGAAAUCAUGUAGUAACCAAAAGAGUGUUAAACAAAUCAAAAUACAUGUAUGUUUUAGCUCCUUCAAAGUAGCCAAACUUUGCCUUGAUAACUGCUUUGCACACUCUUGGCAUUGUCUGAACCAGCUUCAUGAGGUAGUCAUCUGGAAUGCAUUUCCAACAGUCUUGACAGGUUCCCACAUACGCUGAACACUGCUGUUCCUUCACUAUGAGGUCCAACUCAUACCAAACCCUUGCAACUGGGUUGAGGUUGGUGAUUGUGGAGGCCAGGUCAUCUGAUGCAGCGCCACCAUUCUCCUUGGUCUCAUAGGCCUUACGCAGUCUGUGGGUGUGUUUUGAGUCAAUAUCAUGUUGAAGAACAAAUGAUAGCCUGACACAUUUACUUUUACACAGGGCACACCUGUCAAUUGAGAUGCAUUCCUGGUGACUACCUCAUGACGCUGGAUGAGAGAAUGCAAAGAUUGCAAUGUUGUCACCAAGGCAAAGGGUGGCUUUA